AUAAAUGUCCGUCCCUCCCGCAUUUCGGCUGACAGACAAUCAGAGUUCUGCAUCGCGUCGCGUCUGCUUCUGUUUAUCUCCAAAGUGAAAUGCAGCCAUCAUCAGAAAAGUGAUUUAAUCCUGCGCUUUACAAGAGUUUUUAUGGGUUUGCUUAUUCGUUGGACUUGCGUUUGUUUAGCAUUUUUUGCUUUAUGAAAAACAUGACUGGAGUUUUUGACAGCCUUAGUACAGAUAUGCAUUCAAACCAGAUUACCUCCAGCAAUUAUCACAAUCUGCACAAAUCCCAGGAAUCGCCUACUCUACCGGUUUCUACCGCCACCGACAGCAACUACUAUAAUAAUAACCAGCAGGCCGGACAGUGCACCGGUUCUCCGUACGGCCAGAUCAGCUCUUACCAAUACCAGAACACCAGCAUGAACGGCGUCCAGUAUGGCUUCGGUAAUGCGUUCGGCCCCUACAGCGCGUACGGCUCCUGCUCUUCACCAACUCCUGCAGAUGCUGAAAAAGAAGAAAGUGAACCUGAAAUACGAAUGGUUAAUGGAAAGCCAAAGAAAGUCAGAAAACCUCGAACUAUUUACUCGAGUUUUCAGCUGGCGGCCCUGCAGAGGAGAUUUCAGAAGACGCAGUAUCUGGCCCUGCCGGAGAGAGCCGAACUGGCAGCAUCUCUGGGCCUCACACAAACACAGGUAAAAAUCUGGUUCCAGAAUCGUCGUUCCAAAUUCAAGAAAUUGUGGAAAAGUGGAGAAAUCCCACCCGAGCAGCAUGUGGCCUCCAGCGAGUCUCCACCUCACCACUCACCGCCUCUCAACACGGCCUGGGAGUUCACGCAUAAUCAGAGAAUGAACAAUGCAAACGCCGGUUUGCCCCAGAGCAGCAGCCCCCCGAUCACGACCACCCCUUCCUUUUUGACAAACUACCCCUGGUACUCAUCCACGAACUCUGCAACCCAUUUACAGCCACUACAUCACCAAAACACAACUAUCAGCGCCGGGACAAUAUUUUGAUCAACUUCUUAAAAACUGGGAAAUUCAUAUUGUGAACUUGCAUCUUACUGUAACUAAAGACUUUUAGUCCUAUAUUUAUACAGUGAAACGUCACCUACGCCACGUUGAUUAUAUCUUUUGGCGCGUAACAAUUUCUUUUCAUGCAAUUGUGUCUACAGGCUGACACGAAAGAAUCAAACAUAUACAAUUAUUUUUGUAUUUAUUUAUUUUGUUUCUGGGGGUGGUAUAUCAAUGGAUUCAUUUUUUUAAAAUUGCUAAGUAAACCACUGUUAUCCAAAGCCCAGAGAGCUCACGUGGAUUUAUCGAGUGAAUAUUGCAGCAGGGUAUAUGAUAAUCAUUAAAGCACAUGUAGCACAACCUCAAGCUGUUUGGUGCCUUUUAUAUAAUGACCUCACUGUUCUCAUAUAGAGUAAAUGUGUUUCAUGUGGCUGGCUUUUGUGUUAAUUUUACAUUUAGUAUGCUACAUGAGAUAAGUUGACAAAACGGCAUCAGUCUCUGUACUCGUGUGUUUUCAUCGCAUCAUAUUAAUAAUAUUGCCAUAGGAUAUUACAUUAGGUUGUCACUGUGUUUUUUUUUCUUUUAUUAUUAUUAUUAUUAUUAUGAAUAAUACAUUAUUGUAAAGCACUGGUAAGCUACUGAUGUUCAUGUUCACCUGUAAAAGGAAAUUUUCUCCGAAGUACUUUGUUUUUUAUUUAUUUUGAAAUCUGGAAGAAAUAUUCUGCCACUAAA
Paramisgurnus dabryanus is the source of this 1733-nucleotide messenger RNA. It is a transcript of the gene dlx2a, whose product is annotated as distal-less homeobox 2a. NCBI's taxonomy places the organism in Eukaryota, Metazoa, Chordata, Actinopteri, Cypriniformes, Cobitidae. Gene Ontology annotation, biological process: negative regulation of transcription by RNA polymerase II; embryo development; cell differentiation. The record is from RefSeq and is a predicted model, not a curated record. Gene Ontology annotation, molecular function: RNA polymerase II cis-regulatory region sequence-specific DNA binding; DNA-binding transcription factor activity, RNA polymerase II-specific.